Molecule: messenger RNA, 3504 nt
Organism: Penicillium arizonense
Lineage: Eukaryota; Fungi; Ascomycota; Eurotiomycetes; Eurotiales; Aspergillaceae
Gene: pan2n2
Product: poly(A)-specific ribonuclease
Exons: 4
Coding region: 1-3504 (1167 amino acids)
Biological process (GO): nuclear-transcribed mRNA poly(A) tail shortening; mRNA processing
Cellular component (GO): P-body; PAN complex
Molecular function (GO): poly(A)-specific ribonuclease activity; nucleic acid binding; protein binding
Source: RefSeq, a predicted model, not a curated record
AUGGAGGCCGACUGGGAUGAGCUGUCGCGCAUCCCAAUGCCCCCGCCCAGUCCGCAUGCUAUGCCAACUAUUGCGACGGCGACGGCAUUUGACGAUGUUAUGGAGCUUUUGUGGACAGGCAAUGAAUAUGGCAGGGUCACUUCAUUCUAUGGACCAGAGUUGCAACGAUAUACCUCCGUUCGGGCCCAUCCAGUAUCCGAUGGCAUGGUACGACAGAUUCUCUUUCACGAAAGAGGAGUGAUUUCACUAUCUUCGAAAAGUGUACAUAUGAUCACGCGGCGAGGCCUGACCCAAUGGCAUCUUGCUCACGAUGAAAUGGUCGAUCUGCGUUGCAUGAGUUUUACAGCCCAAACAAAUCGAAUUCUCGUCGCAGGUUGUCAAAGAGUGAUGUUUACUGUGGAUAUCGACAAGGGUACAAUUGUUGAUAAGCUUCCCACCGAAUUCGGCUACACCCUCAUGAAAAAGAGUCGAUAUCUCUGCGCGGCUACGGAUACAGGAUCAGUCAAUGCUCUCAGUCUCUCGGACUUUAGUGUUGUCAAGUCAUGGAAGGCCCACGGGACAGCUGUCAAUGACAUGGAUGCGCGAAAUGACUUGCUGGUUACCUGUGGCUUCUCCGUCCGCCAACUUGGUGCCCCCAUUGUGGACCCCCUUGCCAACGUAUAUGACCUGAAAACCUUGACGCCGUUGCCUCCGAUUCCGUUCCAUGCAGGUGCAGCAUAUGUACGCAUGCAUCCCAAACUUCACACCACCAGCUUCGUGGCCUCACAGACAGGACAACUCCAAGUGGUGGAUCUUAUGAACCCAAAUGCAGUAAACUUGCGACAGGCCAAUGUGUCUCUCAUGCUUGGGAUCGACUUGUCACCAUCGGGGGAGGCAUUGGCUAUCAACGAUGCCGAAUGCUCAAUUCAUCUGUGGGGCUCGCCGACCAAAGUCCAUUUCAAUGAGAUGAGUAAAGAGACAGAAUUUGCAGAUGUUCCCACACGACCACCUCCGAUGGACUGGUCUCCAGACGUUCCACUGAGCAUGGUUGGAAUGCCUUACUACCAUGAGCGCCUCCACUCAGCUUGGCCAAGUCAUUUGCUUUUCGAGGUUGGCAGUCCGCCUGCUCCAUUAGAUCAGUCAAUACUGCCAUAUUUACGCCCGGCGGAGAUGGGGCAUCAUGCUCCAAAUCCGAGAAAGACUCGUCGAAAUCAGGUGGAAAAUACCCGCGCUCUCACCACGGCGGAGCCAGCUCUCAUUGCACCUAAAUUCCUGAGCGAAAAGGCUCGAGAUAUUAGCAAGUCAGAGGGCGCAAUCGGCGAUGCAGCUGAGGCGCUGGCUGGGGCAAAGAUCAAUGGGGAGAGCGAUGAUGAUCCAUUGCUCAAGUAUAGCAACGUCGAAAUCAAAUAUAGUCGAUUCGGUGUGGAUGAUUUCGAUUUCCGAUUUUAUAACAAGACCGCAUUUUCUGGUCUUGAAACUCACAUCGCCAACUCCUUCACCAAUUCCCUUCUCCAACUUUUCAAGUUUAUCCCCCUUUUCCGGAACCUCGCACUAAAUCACGCGGCUGGGUCGUGUCUGAUUGAACAUUGUCUGUUGUGUGAACUAGGCUACUUGUUUGACAUGUUGGAAAAGGCCAAUGGCCAGAAUUGUCAGGCUACCAACCUUCUAAAGACAUUCAGCAGCUUCCGAGAAGCCUCUAAUCUAGGUCUCCUGGAAGAGAAUCUUCCCAACAAGUCACUUUCAACAGCCAUCCAGGCAGUCAACCGUUUCUUCCUGACGCAAAUAGCUCACGACUUCCGCAUGAUUCAACCAAGUUCUGAGGAUCUCGACCAACGUCUCGCCACAGUGGCAUCCGAGUCUAUUCGGUGUAUGUAUUGCCAGAAUGAGAUUGUUCGUCCUGGCAAUUCACUAGCCAAUGAACUUAUAUACCCGAACAUCGACAUGAAACAUGCACGACGGAAUCCGGUAUUCCGAUUCUCCAACAUCCUUCGCGCGAGUAUUGAAAGAGAGACACAGAACCGCGGCUGGUGUAAUUAUUGCCGUCGCUACCAGCAAGUGACUAUCCGCAAGUCCAUCCAUCGUAUGCCUUUGGUUCUCGUCCUUAAUGCUGCCUUGACCAAUCCUCUCUGCCGUCGACUUUGGUCAAUGCCAGGCUGGCUCCCUGACGCUGUUGGCAUCCUUGUUGAUCCUAGUGGACAAGUGAUGUGUUUCGAGGGUGAUGAGCUCCAACACCGACUUCAAAGUCAGACUCCGGGGCUUGUGGUAUACGAUCUGGUAGGCUUGGUGGCGGAAAUUGACAUUCCUGAGCACCAAAAGCCGCAUUUGGUGUCCUUCGUCAAUGUUUCCAUCUCUGGCCGUGAAAACCAAGACCAAAGCAAAUGGCAUUUGUUCAAUGACUUCUUAGUCACCGAGGUCGAAAAGGACGAAGCCUUACGAUUCACACAACCUUGGAAACAACCCUGCGUCCUGGCUUACCAAGUCCGAGACCCAUGUCAUGUCGUCGAUGACUCCUGGAAGAAUCACCUUGAUAAGACCUUGCUAUUCCGGGAGUGGUCUUUGAAUGGUGGUCGUCAAGUGGAGUCAUGUCGUACUCUCACCGAGGAAGAACUGCCAAAGUCCGGGAUACCUGUCGCAUUGGAUACUGAGUUUGUCGAUCUCGAAAAGGCUGAGAUUGACGUCAAAGCAGAUGGAUCACAGGAAAUGGUCCGUCCCAACAAGAGUGGGCUGGCUCGUGUAUCCGUCUUACGGGGUCAAGGUAUCCAAGAAGGGGUCCCCUUUAUUGACGACUAUAUCAUCAUUCGAGACCCGAUCGUGGACUAUGUUACUCAGUAUUCUGGGAUCAAGCCUGGUGAUCUGGAUUCGCGAACCAGUGAGCACAAUCUCGUGACACUCAAGGCAGCAUACAAGAAGCUAUGGUUGCUUCUGAACUUGGGCUGUGUGUUUGUCGGUCACGGUUUGGCAUCUGAUUUCCGCAAGAUCAACAUCCAGGUGCCAAAGUCUCAAACGGUGGACACUCAAUAUCUCUUCUUCCACCCUGGCAAGAACCGUCGCCUCAGUCUGAGGUACCUAGCCUGGGCUGUUUUCAAGGAAUACAUCCAGGAGGAGCCCACACCCGACACCGUUCAAGGCCACGACUCCAUUGAAGAUGCUCGCAUGGCUUUGCGCCUGUGGAAGAAGUUCCAGGAAUACGAGGAUGCAGGCAUUGUCGCACAAAUGCUCGAAGAAAUCUUCCGCGAAGGCUCCAAGCUGGGCUUCCGCCCACCUCCUAAAAACGGCGGCACUGCUGUCGUUCUCUCUCGACCGGGUACCGCUGUCACCAUGCAGAAUGACAGCGGACGCAACACUCCUAGCACCCCCGAAACCCGUUCUGCAGCGGUCGCUGCAACCACCGCCAACCCUGGGCCUACCAGUGCCCCCACCACUCCUCGCCAGGCUUUCAGGCGAUCUAUCGCGUUGACUCCCAGCAAUGGAAGCUUCUCUGGGCCUGGUGCUGGUGAUUUCUUCGGUGGCAGUCCCUUACGAUAA